Chrysochloris asiatica (Cape golden mole) is the source of this 1647-nucleotide messenger RNA. It is a transcript of the gene CFAP45, whose product is annotated as coiled-coil domain containing 19. The transcript is spliced from 11 exons. Lineage: Eukaryota; Metazoa; Chordata; Mammalia; Afrosoricida; Chrysochloridae. Bases 205 to 1647 code for a protein of 480 amino acids. The record is from RefSeq and is a predicted model, not a curated record.
AGCACAACUGGUGUCUUGAGUUCUGCUUCUACCACUUCCAACAGGUCAAGAAAUAAAACUCGCUAUCGAACCAAAGCUGUGAGCUCCGAGGUGGAUGAAAGCCUCUUCGGCGGCAUUAAGCUCCUAACACAGGCUCCCAGUGACAGCCCUAUUGUGCUCCUCCAAGAUAAGCAUAUCAUUCAGAAAACUCUCACGGCAUCAUGCAUGGAACACAAGCCGGAGACCAUCCAACUCAUAACUCGGGACAUGGUCCGGGAACUCAUUGUCCCCACAGAGGAUCCUUCUGGGGAAUCCCUUAUCAUCAGCUCUGAGGAGUUUGAGCGGAUCAAGUGGGCAUCCCACAUCCUGACCAGGGAAGAACUUGAAGCCAAGGAGCAGGCCUUCAAGAUGGAGAAAGAAGCCAUCAUGGAUGCAGUGACAACACGCAAGAAGAUCAUGAAACAGAAGGAAAUGGUGUGCAAGAGCAACAAGAAGCUCAGUGACUCUGAGGAAGUGGCCAAGGAGAGGGCCCAGAACCUCCUGCAGAGAGCCAACAAACUGAGGAUGGAGCAGGAGGAGGAGCUCAAGGACAUGAGCAAGAUCAUUCUCAAUGCCAAGUGCCAUGCCAUCCGGGAUGCCCAAAUCCUGGAGAAGCAGCUGAUCCAAAAAGAAUUGGAAACAGAGGAGAAGAGGUUGGAUCAGAUGAUGGAAACAGAGCGGCAGAAAUCCAUUCAAAGGCAGGAGGAACUGGACAAGAGGAGAAGAGAGGAAAGAAUCCGAGGAAGACGGCACAUUGUGGAGCAGAUGGAAAAGAACCAGGAAGAGCGAUCACUCCUUGCCGAGCAGCGGGAGCAGGAGAAGGAACAGAUGCUGGAAUAUAUGGAAAAGCUCCAAGAGGAGGAUCUAAAGGACAUGGAACGAAGGCACCAGGAAAAAUUAAAGAUGCAAGCUGAGAUCAAGCGCAUCAAUGAUGAAAACCAGAAACAGAAAGCAGAACUGCUGGCUCAGGAGAAACUGGCAGACCAGAUGGUAAUGGAGUUCACCAAGAAGAAGAUGGCUCGAGAAGCAGAGUUUGAGGCAGAGCAGGAGAGGAUCCGGAGAGAGAAAGAGAAGGAGAUCGCCCGCCUGAGAGCCAUGCAGGAGAAGGCCCAGGACUUCCAGGCAGAACAGGAUGCCUUGAGGGCCAAGCGCAACCAGGAAGUUGCAGACAGAGAAUGGCGCAGAAAGGAAAAGGAGAAUGCACAGAAGAAGAUGGAAACAGAGGCCAUGCUGCGCAAGAGUCGGCUGGAACAGGUGGCUUUCAAGGAGCACUCUUUAGCUGUUCAGGUGCAACGGGACCGAGAAGAGUUUGAGAGGAUUCUUCGGGCCCAGAGAGAACAGAUUGAAAAGGAACGGCUGGAGGAGGAGAAAAAGGCCACAGGGCGCCAGCAGCAUGCCAACGAGCUCAGGCGCCAGGUACGAGAGAAUCAGCAGAAGCAGGUGCAGGAACGGAUUGCUACUUUUGAGGAGGGCCGGCGCCUCAAAGAGGAGGCCCAGAGGCGUCGUGAACGCAUGGAUGACAUCAAGAAGAAAAAGCUUGAAGAGCUGAGAGCCACUGGUCUUCCUGAGAAGUAUUGCAUCGAAGCUGAACGCAAAGCUAACAUCCUGCCAGUCACCUCUGUGAACUGA